Molecule: messenger RNA, 10223 nt
Organism: Myxocyprinus asiaticus (Chinese sucker)
Lineage: Eukaryota; Metazoa; Chordata; Actinopteri; Cypriniformes; Catostomidae
Gene: cfap54
Product: cilia and flagella associated protein 54
Exons: 69
Coding region: 1193-10210 (3005 amino acids)
Biological process (GO): cilium assembly
Source: RefSeq, a predicted model, not a curated record
UGUCACAUAUGAGCAGAGUCCUCUGAGAUUGAACAUCCUCAGCAUACAUGAAGCACAGAUGAUGGAGAAAAAGAGUGAGGGGAGAAAUCAGAGCAAAGCCUAUGAAUUCAGUUGUGUUUGAUAAAGUGGCAAUAAUUUAAAUCAUGGGUUUUUAAUCCUGCUACUAAAGAUCUACCUUCAUGCAGAAUUUACUUUUCUGGUUUUGGCUGGUUCCGGUGUGUUUGAUUAAGGUUGAAGCAACACUCUGCAGGUAGGUAGAUCUCUAGGAGCAUGAUUGACAUGCCUGAUUCAAAUUAUUAAUUAAAAUGUGCAUUAUUUGGGAAUAUCAGCUUUCACAAAGCACCAUAAUUACAAUCUACUCAUGCUUGGGUAUCAGCAAGAAUAAUGCAACAAACGCAUAAAAAAAAAACAUCUAUUUUUUUUUUUUUUUUGUUUACUUAAAAGCAUGUAUAUCAUUCAAUGCCCCCUGUUCAUACUACGACAGUCUAUGAUAGUAUUAGUACUAGGAAGCUAGCUCUUCAAACUAAUCUAGAGCUUAAACUACACAUGUCAGGACUCGAAUAGUAUUAAACACGUUCUCACGGCGCAAUAUUUUAAAAUGUUACACUUGCUUUACAGAGUUUAAUCUUGAGCUACACAUGUAACAUGAAUGUACAACCAUAAAUCCAUUUUUAACAAAUGAGGGCGUAACCGUCGACUAGCGUGUUACGACAGUUAGUCACCAUUUGCGGAUCCCAUACAAAUGAAUGGGGAGAGCCGUAAACUGACACCUAAUUAUCGCAAAAUUGUCCGUGUAUUCUAUUAUAAAACAGCAGUUUUAUCGUAUUAAUCUUCAAACAUAGUUCAUUCCAAAAGGAUUUUUUAAUGUAAAACAUGUUGAAGGUUAGCGGACAGUCGGUCAAUUCAUUAAGUGAUGAGCUGUUUCCUCACAAAAGCAGUUUAUUCAGCACACUGAAGCAUCUCGUCCAUAGACACCCAUUCAUAAAGAACGGCCUCUUGUCUCCUCGCCAGUGUGACCGCCGCGUUAUGCAUUGGUCUGCUAACAUUGAAAAAGGGCUCUGGUCAAAGUCUCUUUAGCAAGUCAGUCCAUUGGCGGCCAUUUUUGGAACGCUUUCGGGAAGCUAUUUCCAGUCAUGAAAGUGCAGUUCCAAUCUACUUGAAUGGGGGAACACCGAAAUCUCAAAAACGGUCUAUGAAACUGUUUGAAACAUGGAACAAAUAUAAAUCUCGCCUUCCUCAAGCGUAUUAUGAAGAGAACCUGUUACAAAUAGCAGAUUUCCUCCUUGACAACAAGCUUUACAGACUUGCUCUCUGGCAAGGGUACAGACUCUUUCUGCAGCAGUUUUGCACUGUAAACCUGGAGAGCAUAAAAGAUGUGGAGCAUUUCAAGCAGUCCUUCUUCCCGGAUGGCUUUGAUACACAGAGGGCACAACUUACGUUCCGCGCUCUGCAGGGAGAAUGCCAGUGCAUCUUCUGUUUGGAGAGAGAGAGAUGUGCACCGCCAGAUCAGAGUGGGGUGCAACGGCUCUUGAGCAUCCUGGGAUUUGUGCGCAUUCUGAUGCAAGCUGUUCUGCCCCAUGAAAGUCUAUGCUGGAUACUGUACAAUGGUUCGUUACACAUGUACAACAUAUGCAGAUUGCUGAUGUCUGUGGGUCAUGCUUCACAGAUUGUAGAGUUUUUACUCUGGGCAUGCACAUGCCUAGAGACCUCUGUUCCUCUGCUGACUUCCAGCUUCCUGCCAUGGAGGGCCACACUUUACUGUGCUGUGUGUGAGUGCUAUUUUCACAAUCAGGCUUCAGUACAAGCAGAGGUGUUUGCACGACGAGCUCUUGGCAAGAUCAGUGAAUUGGCCAAGCUGGAGGAGAUGACUGGUGCCCAAAUGUCAUUUGAGACCCAACAAGCUUUUAAAGAGGCCACUAUAAAACUUGCAGUCAUGGUGUUUAAGCGUUCAGUGUAUGAGCCACGCAGGAAACCUAAAGGACUCUUUAGGCCCAAACAGAAGAUCAGUUUAAGAGAGCUACAACUAACUCCGUGGCCUCGCACGCCCACUGAGCGUAUCCUGAUGGAGAUGUUUGAAGGUAAUGCUGCUCAGUUCCUGGCUGUGCUGGAAGCUCUUCAAGACAGCUCUGUCAGGCCACUGCACACUGGCAUGCCUGAAGAAUCGGAGGUCCAGGAAGUGGUGCUGGAACUCAUUUCAGCUGGCAUUAGCUUACUGUCUGGGAUUGGUGGUUCAGAACACAUCUUUGAUGCAAGUUUGCCUACCUCUGUGAAUGCAGUCACCCCUACUUCCACUCUCUUUAAGAUGGCUGUAGAUGGGAAGAGUAAGAUCACUGUAGAUGCUGCGGUGAAGUUUGUGAAGCAGCUCUUCAGAUAUGAACAGUGGAAUUUGUUUUGCUCGCUGUCUACUGCCCUUACAUCAGUAGUAGCUAACAUGGAGGGUCGUCUGUUCAGGAAAUUCGAGCUGGAACUGAUGCUUUUGGAGGGUGUAGAGCAUGUGAUGUCCACUCAAAGAGGAAAAUGCAUCAUGAAAGACACUACUGUUGAUGAUAAAGAUAAGAAUAUCGGGCCGGCAAGCAUGACAGAAGAAUUCUUCAAUCUUAUUCAUACACUUCAUGCAUGUGUUUGCAAAGCAGACAAGGAUGUCCAGCCUGAUGCCGACUUGGUGCUGGACAUCGUGUUGUUCUUUUGGGCAAAAUGCAAAAGUGUCUUUCAAAGAGCACAGAUGAGGCACUAUGACCCUGUGCGCUACCUGGGAAAGAUGGAAAACCAAGACCAGUGGGUGGAGACCCUGCUUUUGCUGUGUGAAGUGGCCCAUGUGUAUCAGCUGGCUGAAAUAGACCUCGUAUCCGUGGCUGAAAUGACUCUAAGACUGGCUAUGGUGCUGGAAAGCAGCGCAGAUGCCCCACCACAGUCGGGCAGAAAAACAGGUACUUUGUACCAAGUAGAAGAGUUUCACACAGCAACCUCAGCCACCACAGAAGACAGCAGUGAAGAAUCCAUCCCUGUUGGAAAAACUGCAAGCCCACUUUAUAUGAGGUCCAAAACAGAGCAGCUGCAGACUGCACUGGAUUUGGUGGAAUGUGGCAUAAAGUCUGUGUCUAGGGGCAGGGCCAAGUCAAUCUAUGGGAGCUCUGCUGUCUUUGACGAGGUAUUCAUGCAGAAGUUUGGUGAUACCAAGAGUUCCAUAGGGGGCAAAGUUCCAGAAGACAGCAGUACCCCUGACCUUACUGGGCUUUCCGUAGAUUUACAGCUGGAGCUGCUGGUCCUCCAUCAUAGACUCGCUCUCAAGCUAUUUGACUCCUGGCCAGAUGAGCUGAGUUUGAUGGAGGGUAAGAAAACUGUGAUGCACACUAGUCAAGCACAGGCCUCAGAAACAUACAGACCCACAGGAGAGUCCGUGUUGCUUGAAAAAAUCAAGAAGAACAAGAUCUCUAAAGUUGUUUACCUAGCACAGAAGGCCUUACUUACAUUCAGGAAGGACCAGACUAACAGAGAGACCAAGAAAAUGCUUGAGGAGGCCAUAACUUUGAUGGAGAAAGCAGAGCUGGAAGAGAGGAAACUGUUUAGUUCUAUGUUUCCUGCAGAAAGCAGUUCAGGAGAAAUGGAGAGGAGACAGCCUCCACCAGCCCCAGUACUCCUCUCACGCUCCAGUCACUCCAUGACUUUCACACCAGCACUGUACGCCCUGGAGGAGGAGGUUUGUUGGUACUGUAUUUACGGAAAAGAGGCAGAGGGGGCCAAUCUGAAAGUGCGACUUAAAGAUUGCCACCUGAAUGGGACUGGAGAUAUGGUUCCUGCCAGAGGCGAACGCUUACUUUGUGUAAGCGGUUUGGAGCCCAAUAAGAAGUACAUUUUUGCAGUGGCUGCAUUUGAUGCUCAGGGCAAAAUGAUGGGUAGCGCCGUUGGAGAGACCACCAGGCCUUUGCUGGCUUCCUUACCUCAACCACUGCUUACAACCUGGGCCCACCUAGCUCAGGUGGCAUAUCAGGUAGGACUCCACACCCUUUCCAAAAGAGCUUGUAAAGAACUUUGGAGCCACUUUACUCUUCCAUCAAGCUCCAAUCCUGAGGGUCCGGAGCCAGAACAAGGAUCCUGUUUUGAAAGGCUGGCUCAGACAAGGCUUCGCCCAGAGAUCCUACAGCUUUCCUCUCCUGUUCUACAGCAGCUUUUUAUCUCCACCAUCUUUAUUCAGACAGAUAUCCACAUUCAGGAGGGGGCGCUAUUCUGUGACGCACUCUCUGAUGGGGGGCCUUUGAUCUGGGGCCAGGAGGCUAGGCUUGCCGAGUGUGAACGGAUGUUGGUAGCCAUAGAUCUUGCUUUGCACCUCAAUGACAGCAGUGACAUUCUGCAGGCUGUAUCGAGCUGUUAUGGCCUUCUGGCUCCAUUAAUCUACAAUCAGAUCCCUUCAGAAUCUGUCAUAGAGGUGCUGCUGAAGUGCUUUACAGUGCUGCUUGAGAUCCUAAGAGUGCUCGAGCAGAAACGGGCUGCUAACGUCACAGAGUCCUUGCAGCACAUGGUCGCCUGUAUUACACAUUAUUUAGCCAAGAGCUUGCGUUUCACUCAUGAGAGUUGUAUGGCAUCAUCUGUGAUUGAGUUGGGAAAGAAGUUACUUCAGGAGAUCACUGAGCCCCCACAGCAGCCCCUUAAAAAAACAUCAUCAGUGGAACAGGAAAGGAAGGCAGCUUCCACCUAUGAUAUGGAGCCAAGUGAACAGCUAAAGGCUUUAGACGCCACUGUCAUAAAAAACAUGCGAACAUUUGGAAACUAUGAUGUCACUUCCUGUAAAAAAACAGUGUCUCGUGGCCAUGAGCUCACUGGACAGGAAGACCCUGUCGUACUCUACAUGGUGAUUGAAAAUAGUCCCCUCCAGAAAGCCUUCCAAGAAGUGAUGAAGUUCAAACAGAAGUCUUGUUUUCUGGAGUUUGUUGAGCGUUUGCUCCAAAAAGCUCUGCAAGAAGAUCAGCUGGAUUUAGUGCUGCAGUGGGAGCAGAAUAUCUUGAACUUGCUCAGCAGACGUGAUGAGGCUCUAUCCGGGCUAAAGAAGAACACAGAUCUACCAAGGGAAGAGUUUAAAGAGUUCACAGCCUCUGUGAUAGAGUAUGACACAAAAAAACAAAAAAGUAGCACAUUGCAUGGUGUCAAAAAGUCGCUACAGAAGAAACUACUGAGUGCAUUUAAGAGUCAAAAGUCUGAAAGAGAGGUGAAAGCUGUGGAUACUCUGCUAAAUCAACUGGCUGCUUUUAUCAGAAGGCAUCGGCACAACUGGAAGCUGAGGGAGAUCCGCUCAGAGGAUUCACGGUGGCGUUGCCAUGUCAAUCUGAGCUUGGCCCGUGCCCACCUAGGCCUGCUGAGGAGGAACCUGGGCUCACCUCCCAAGCUCUGUUUCAGUCAUCUGCCGCUGUCUUUCUUCUCCCUGGCUCGCUGUGGAACACUAGUAAAGUGGAAGAAUGUCCCACAGCACAUCAGGAAACCUGAACUGACUCUUCCACAUCCCAAAUUUGCACCCCAUCCUGGACGCAGUGCUUGCCAAAGGGAUGUGAAACACAGGCUUAAGGACUCUAAUCAGGAAGCACUAAACACCAGUGAAGAUGAGUUGAACUCUGCAGACAGUGAAGUGGAAGGUGAAGUUGACUCCACGGUUCAGUACACCCAUAAUGCUGAAAGCAGUGAGGGUUCUUCAGCUGACAGCCCUCCUGCAGGUCAAACUGCCUCCCAACUACUGGACACACUCAACAAAGCCUCUGUGUACUUCCGCAGAGCCAUGGUGUUGGCACAUCGCUUGGGUCACUGGACAACUUUACAAUGGGUGUGUCAGACUCUGUGGGACCAGUCAAGUAUCCUGGCAAAUAUGGUGGAGCAAUCCCAGGGAGCUGAUGCCCACAGCAGACAGCUGACAAUAGAGCAGCUAUAUACUGUGAUUACUCCUCUACUGGUCCUGGCCUCGGAUCUUCUCAUGGACAUGAUGGAGAGACUGAAGCUGUGGAAUAUUUAUGAUGUGGAAGAGGAUGAGCUGGAGGCAAGCCUGUACUUUUCUGCUCCAAUGGAUGAUGGUUCAGUUGUAGAUCUUCGCUGGAUCCGAACUCUGGUGCUACACACACUAGAGCUUCUGUACUACCAGGCCAAGUGGGAAAGUCUUGCCCACCUCGCUCUGCUUUAUAACACGUACACACGGGAGCGCUACUCUCACAUGGUAACACCGGUUUUGGUGCAUGCACAGAGGAGGCUGUUGGACAGGAUCAACUAUUUUGAGGGCCCUCCUUCUCCCCAACCUCACUUCACCUACACUGAGAUAAUCACUGGAGAGAAGGUGAACUGCAGGAACUAUGCAGGUAUUCAGUUGCUGUCUUCCAGGGGACAGCUUUGGAGAAGUGCUUCUCAACCAGAGCCCAAUGAACUCCCAGAUGUGAAGAGAGCUUUGUGUCUGGUGUGUGUACCAUUGGAUGUGGAGGACACACUGCGCUGUUUUAGAGAGUCUCUGGAGAAAAGACGUCACACACUGCUGACCUUCCAGCACAGUCAAACUCUACUGCGUCUCCUGCUGGCUGACACACAGCACCCAUAUGUUGAGGUGCCGUUCUGUAAGGAGACCAUCACUUUUCUGCCGGGAAAAGUGGAAUUCAGCUUGACAGCCAGCACCCCACCAGGCAUCAGCCCUCCAGACCUGUCUACUGAAGACUACAGCACUCUGGGCUCCAUCUACAGCACCACCCUACCUCCAUCACAGAUCCAGAUGGUUCUCUCCUCCUACAGCAAUUCCAUUAAAUAUCUUCAAGCAAACAAGUACAACUCCCUGCAGGUGCUAGCCCUGCAUGACCUUGGAAACCUGCAUUUUUACAAUGGAAAUCGGAAGGCUGCACACUCUUUCUGGAGUAAGGCUCUGGACUGUGCUCUGCAGAGCUCUGGAGUUCUGGAGUCUUGGGAUGGUGACUCAUGGGGCGGCUUCUCCUCUCAGGAAACCCUGCGGAAUGCUGGGAUAUGGGGCUGUCUCCAGGGAGCUUUGCUUUCUGCCAAGAUCGCACAGCACAUCUUGAUUUCCAACAUCAACCAGCGCACAAAAUGCUGUCUACUCUCUACCACACUCUUCAAGUGCCUACUGAUGGCCUCUAUGCCCCAUCCGAUGACGGACUUGGCGUAUGCCACAUAUACUGUGGAGACAGAGUUGAUCCCAGGUGUCGACCUCUUCUCUGAGCCAGAUCGAGGAAAUCUGGGCACAACCGUUGCCAGUUUGUCUUUUCUCUGCCAGUGGCUGUAUACAUCAGGGCACGUUCUCAAGGCUCUUCCAAUGCUAGCUCUCUACCUGUAUAUUGCCAGAACUGUUUGUCGUGAUACACACCUCACUGUCACAUGCAGAAUACUGAAGGUAAAGGUCUUGACAGAGUUGGGGGCCAUAACUCAGGCGGUUAAAGAGCUCAACAGUCUCACAUUUGGCAAGGAAAUUCCCCUGCCUCAUGUCUGCUACCACAAAGCAGAGAAGCCUUCUUGGACAAGGAAAAAAUUUAUUCAAGGGAAGCCUCUGCUGGAUCCUUCCAACCUUCAGGUUCUUGAGGAUGUGGUCAAUAGGAGUCCAAAAGGAGAUAUUAUGAGUCUUUAUGGCUCAAGAUUGACCAGACAGCUUCUGAUGGCCAGAGUUCACCUCAUAUUGACUAUAUGUAGCACAAUACAUGACUUGCCUGAGCCACUGACACCAGAGGUAUCUGAGACUGAGGAGAAAAGCUCUACUCUGAAGAGAUGUUCUAGCACUCCCUGUGUGUCUGAUGCCCCCACCACUGAGGAGUCUCACUGCACUGCACCCAGCAAGAGCAAGAAACCCAAGGGUCUCCAGCUAAAUGCAGAGAAGGAUAAACUCACAUUAGCAAGAGUCAAGGCCAAGCUCCUCAAGGAGGCACAUGCUCUGGUUAGUCCUGAACUCUUUGCCCCACAGCAGCUGUGCAAUAAUCCUGAAGAGCUAGAGGCGGCUGUGGAGAUCAGACUGUUGAUGUCCAAUAUCAACAUGCAACAGGGCAGAGUGGCUGCCAGUGCAGAUCUGGCAGUGUCUGCUAUGAGUCUGCUCCAGAGCUCUCCUGUCUUUCAAAGUGAUUUCCGUCCACUGCCUCCUCCCAGACCACCCUCCUCUGUCCUUAGACGAUCCAGAGCCAAAACUCACCAGAUCAGCUCUCAGGUGGCAAAGUCUGUUGUCAGUCUCCAGACUGGAGAUGUUCCAGCAGAGGUGGAAGCCAGAGAACGCUUGGAUCCUAUCUUCUGGCUACGCUGUAGGCUGGCUGUGGUUUGCUCCCUCGUAGGCCACAUCCCUGGAACCGCCAUUUACUCUGGUGCAGACAGCAGUGUAGAGGCACUCAGGUUGCUAAAGGAGGGUCUGGCAGAGGCUGAGGCCUGGGGAGAUCCAGACACUAAAGCCCAGUUGCUCCUACAGGGUGUCCAACUUAACACAUACCGUGGCAGACCCAGAGAGGACAGUACCUCCAUGCUACAGGAGAUUGUAAGCCUGUUGUCUGGGCGCAAUGUUCUCCCUCUGCGCUCUCAAAUGGCUUUAGCAGAGGCUGCACUGCUGCUUAGUGAGCUUAGAGGAACAGGAAGCCAGACCCUCCACCUGCUCACACAGAAACUUCUGCAGCAACAGCUCUGUGCCCUUGGGGAGUCUAUAUGUUUGAAAAAAGGUGGUGAGGUGCAGCUACUAUCUGAAGGCCUGAAGAAUAUUUAUCUUCCACAGCUUCCCUUACUGGCCAAGACAACCAUGCGCAUGGGUCAGUCUUUGGCUCUGCAGGCUCUGUCGAGUUCCUUAGAUGGCGGUGAGGAGCCCUGGAGGCCCUUGGUAUCUGCUCAAGAUGUUCUGCAGUCUGCUUUCAGUAUCUCUCAGGCUUCUGCCAAAAGAGACCUCCAGCUAGAGGCUGAUAUCCUCUACUGCACAGGAAAAGUAGGAAUACGUCUCAUUUCCAUGCAAAAAUCAGAUCCCCAGAAAGUCAUAGAGGCCCUAUUGGAGUGCAUUUUAUUUAACCACACUCAUAGUCACAACCUGCUGCUUAUACAUAGAUGCUACUUGAAAAUGGCAUUGAUCUACUUGCAACAGUGGGAGCAGAGUGACCCGCCCCCUGCACAUCUGACAUCUCCCUCCUCACCAAAACCUGACAAAACCAGCAAGGAAACAGUUGGAGAUACCUACCUACUGCUCUUCUGGGUUUGUUUGAGGGGAGCUUUAAAGACGUCAGAGGCUAUUGGCAAAUGUGUCCAUUUGCAUGGAUUCUCUGAAGUCACUGAAGGCCACUUGCCUCCUUCCUCAAUUAAAGCCCUGCCUGACUUUGCAUUGAAUGAUCUCUUUCACCCCUGUGGGGGGCUGGAAAACCCUGGAAAUUGUAUCCCCAUUCCUGAAACAUUAAUGGAUACUGAGUUGAAUGGCAGGAAAUGCUCUCAGCUGACCUGGACUCAUAUGUCUCGUUACUAUAUGCACUUAGUCAACCUGCUACAUGUCUCCUCACAGCCAGGAGCAGUGCAGGGUGUUGAUGGGCUGCUGUCAGUGGCUGGUGAUCCCAACCUUGCUCUCAGACUCUCACAGUUGCACACCUUCUUCAGCUGUCAUCUGCCAUCUUACAGAGAGCAGUGGGCCAUUCCUGAUCCCCCUACUGCUCUGAUACUGGAGCCUCAGCACGUACUGGCAUCUUUAUGCCAGGACAGCGAGCCUGUGUCAGAUCUCUACCCCUGGGCCAGCACUGACAUCCAGGAACUGUGCAUUCAGUGGUAUAGACCCACCUUAGUAGACAACAAGAUUGUGCUUGUCUUUGCUGUGAACAAUGCUCCUCUAUCAGCAUUGAGCUCUAGUGCAGAGGCAGUGGCUGCCCUACAAGCUGGACAGAGAGCAAUCUGUUUGGACAGGCUGAAUGCUGUUCAUGCCCAGCUGAGCUCAACAUGUGUGGAGGUUGAUGGCCCUGUUUCAUCCUCCACCAGCUCAGCCUCCUCCUUCAGCCCACUGAAAGAUCAGCAGAACAGAAAGAAAAAUUCCACCCCUCAACAACAGAUGUUUUUGGAGAAGACCAAACGUGUCUGCACUGAGAUCAGGAAUUUACUGAAGCCUGAUUUAAACACAACACCCAUCACAGAGUUGCCCUUUGACCUAAGCAUGCAGACCCUUUGUGACCUGGAACGCUGCUUUAAUCGUGCAACAGGGGGCACACUGCAAGACACAGCCUUCAUCACCUGGCUCCUAUAUCUUCUGAAUUAAAAACCCACAACCC